AAAAAAAAAAAAAAAAAACUUCUUAUUAGCUCAACUUACUCUCUUCUCUUCUCGCUCUCAUUCUCUCUCUCUUCCUCAAAGAGAACAGGUGGGAAUUUGUAGAGAAAGAUCUGAUGUACUUGCCGGGGGAUCUCAACUAUACACAAGAUCAUGAUGGCCCUUGAAACCAAAGAAACUAUGCAAAGGAACUCUGAGGCAUCCGUAAAAUGCCUCCAGAGCCAGGGAAUUCCUUACAACCCGCGUUGUAAUGGGAAUUCUAUAGACAGCUUUACACAGCUUAAAAAUGAAAUAAGUACUCACCAAGGUGUGGAUGUUGAUCCAGACCGCCCAUUGGGUGGUGGGUUUCUUGAGCCACCUAAUGAUUAUUACAGCAAACCUACCUAUCAACAUGAUUUUGGUACCUGGUCGACCUUCCAAUUUGACUCUCACAAGGUGCCACAAUGCCAAAUCAAUGCAUUUGAGAGCCAGUUUUACCCAUUUACUGUGGAGAAUCAGUUCCCAUAUGUUCCAAUUAAUAUGAUUGCUCAAGGUCACCCCUAUGAUUUCCAAUUUCAAGAUUUUCAGUAUUUUGUGGUCAUAGACUUUGAGGCUACUUGUGACAAGGAUAGAAAUCCCCAUCCACAAGAGAUAAUAGAGUUUCCGUCUGUCAUUGUGAGCAGUGUGACUGGCCAGCUGGAAUCAAAUUUUCAGACAUAUGUGCGGCCAACUUGCAAUCAGCACCUGAGUGAUUUUUGCAAGGAUCUUACUGGUAUUCAGCAAUUUCAGGUGGACAGAGGUGUUACUCUGAGUGAGGCUCUCCUUAGGCAUGAUAAAUGGCUUGAGGAGAAGGGGAUAAAGAACACCAAUUUUGCUGUGGUGACAUGGUCGAAUUGGGAUUGUCGGGUGAUGCUGGAAUCUGAGUGUCGAUUCAAGAAGAUUAGGAAGCCUCCUUAUUUUAACCGAUGGAUCAACUUGAAGGUUCCUUUCCAUGAGGUUUUUGGUGGUGUGAGGUGCAAUCUUAAGGAGGCAGUUGAGAUGGCAGGAUUGGUAUGGCAGGGCCGUGCUCACUGUGGCCUGGAUGAUGCCAGAAACACUGCUCGCCUACUUGUGCUUCUAAUGCGCAAGGGAUUCAAAUUCUCCAUUACAAACUCUCUAAUGUGGCAGACAACUGAUCAUUCAUUGAUGUGGAAGCAGUCCCCAGACCAAGUGUCCUUUUCCCCUAAUCAACCCCAAAAACCGAAAGACAUGCAGAUUCCUAUUUUCCAGCAUCACCCUUAUUGUUACUGUGGGGUGAAGAGCAGCAGAGCGACAAUCAAGAAGCCAGGGCCAAAGCAAGGGUGCAUUUUCUUUGGAUGCGGGAACUGGACUGUCACUAGAGGAGCCCUCUGCCAUUACUUCGAAUGGGUUUCUCCCUGACCAGGAGUACGAGAAGAUAUCUCUCUCAAUCUCUCAUGGUCGUAUCCUAAGUUUUCUAAACGUAAAAAAAUGAAAAAAAAGAAGGGACAAGGUAGUGGGUUGUCUCCUAGUAGAAGCUUAUGCCUUGCUGCUUGGUGAGGUUUUUUGCUUCAUACAGAAUACCAUAUAAAUAGUUGGCUCAUCUGCUUAAUAGUGUGUCUCUGCUAAACACCAAAGUAGUCCUUUAAGAAAUGGGAGCUCCAACCUGUAAAGCUGACUUAUCGUUGACUGGACAACAAUUGGGAAUGGUGAGAAAUGGGUAGUUAGGAUGGUGCUUUUACAUGCUCAGGCAUGCUAAGUUAUCUUAAAUAAUUUGAGAGGUAGGGACACUUAUCUUAAUGCAUUUUCUAAUGGGAAUCAGUAGAUCAUCUGCUUGGCCUGGUUUGCUGCA
Molecule: messenger RNA, 1825 nt
Organism: Quercus lobata
Lineage: Eukaryota; Viridiplantae; Streptophyta; Magnoliopsida; Fagales; Fagaceae
Product: ERI1 exoribonuclease 2-like
Exons: 5
Coding region: 151-1395 (414 amino acids)
Molecular function (GO): 3'-5'-RNA exonuclease activity; zinc ion binding; nucleic acid binding
Source: RefSeq, a predicted model, not a curated record